This is a messenger RNA of Protopolystoma xenopodis, 576 nucleotides long. The record is from the annotation of a GenBank genome assembly. Lineage: Eukaryota; Metazoa; Platyhelminthes; Monogenea; Polystomatidea; Polystomatidae.
AUGGCCGAAACUCAGGUCACUGUGCACGCGGACAUUUUUGAUCGAGCCCCCGGCGGAGGCCAUCCCGGGGAACGGCUUCCCCGCUCCCUUGUUCCCCCCGACCGGCCACAAUCAGCCGGCUCCCAGCUUGGCGCCACUCAGGCGCCCUAUUAUUACGACUCGAGCCGGCACAUCGGAACUCCGGACAGUGGAUACGCUCCCGGGAGUGGGGCACGCAGCGUCGGUGGCCUCGGAUCGGGUCCAGCUUCGACUGCUCUCUCCUCAGGACCGGUUGGUGUCGGUGGUGUAGCCGGUGCUUAUGAUCGUGGCCCGCAUCCGGCAUCAAGUGGUCUGGACGGUGCUUCCGUCAUGAGUGGAUCUGAUUUUGAUCCUGGCCUACGCCGACCGGCUGGACAGACGGCCUCGAUUGACCGUAUCAGCCGGAGUGCCUUUGAACUGGACAUACCCGACCUGAAGAAUGUCCGAGAAGGUCGAGAGCGAAGUAGACAAGAGCUGCGUGUACUGAAUGAACGUUUUGCUUCACAUUUAGAAGUGGUGAGCCUACUUCACUUUGUAGCAUCGGCCUGGGCUGGGUAA